Molecule: messenger RNA, 1666 nt
Organism: Coccidioides posadasii C735 delta SOWgp
Lineage: Eukaryota; Fungi; Ascomycota; Eurotiomycetes; Onygenales; Onygenaceae
Gene: PMI1
Product: Mannose-6-phosphate isomerase
Biological process (GO): GDP-mannose biosynthetic process; carbohydrate metabolic process
Cellular component (GO): cytosol
Molecular function (GO): mannose-6-phosphate isomerase activity; zinc ion binding
Source: RefSeq, a predicted model, not a curated record
CUCGCCCCCUUGAUCAAAACUAAAGAGCUGCAGAAUCAGAAGAGCAAACUGGUGGUUACAAUCCUCUAUAUAACUAGUUAAUUCUGCUUUCCAUUCAUCUUUGGUUGUAAAUAACACUCAGAAUGCAGGUGCCACUCUUUAGGUUGCAGUGCGGAGUGAACAGCUACGACUGGGGGAAACUUGGAAAUGAAUCCGCUGCUGCACAGUUUGCUGCCGCCUCUGCUGCUGCUGACUUCUCCGUCCAAAAUGAUAAACCCUACGCUGAGCUGUGGAUGGGGACUCAUCCUUCUCUCCCCUCCAAAGACUUAGAAACCGAGCGAACGCUCCUGGAUCUUGUCCAGUCAAACCAAGCCUUGUUAGGCCCAGAGAUAUACGAGAAAUACAGCGCAAAGCUUCCUUUCCUAUUCAAAGUCCUGUCUAUCCGAAAAGCUCUCAGUAUUCAAGCGCACCCCAACAAGGAGCUCGCUGAAGUGUUGCAUAAGCGCGAUCCCAAGAAUUAUCCUGAUGACAACCAUAAACCUGAAAUGACCAUCGCUAUUACUCCAUUUGAAGGACUGUGUGGUUUCCGUCCCUUGGCUGAAAUUGUUCAUUUCCUUCGAACGGUCAAACCAUUCCGCGAACUGGUCGGCGAGAAGGCAGCGCAGGAUUUUGAAGCAGCCGUAGAGGGUGAUGACACCGACGUGAACGACAAGAACAGGGCAGCUUUACGGGCUCUCUUUACAACCUUGAUGCAAUCGUCCCCGGACGCUAUCAAAGACGCAACAAAGAAACUUGUUGAUAGCGCUCAAGGAUCACCCGACACUUUUGCCGUAUCCGAAGCCUCGCCGUCUACGAAUCCCAGUGACCCGGCCGAAAUGGCAGCGCUUGUUGUCAGGCUCAAUGGCCAAUUUCCAGACGACAUUGGGCUUUUCGUUCUCUUUUUCCUCAAUUUCAUCAAGCUUGGCCCCGGAGAGGCUAUGUUCCUCAAGGCCGACGACAUUCAUGCCUAUAUCAGUGGAGACAUCAUUGAAUGCAUGGCUUCUUCCGACAAUGUCGUCCGUGCUGGUUUUACUCCAAAGUUCAAGGAUGUGUCGACGCUGACCAGCAUGCUUACCUACUCAUACGCGCCGAUUGAGGAACAGAAAAUGCAUCCUACAGAAUAUCCAUACGCGACACUUAAUACGGUUUCAUACACGAGCGGAUCGUCGGCGAUGCUCUAUGAUCCACCGAUCGAGGAGUUCAGCGUGAUCAAAACCGACCUGAACACCGCGGGUGCUAAAGUGACCUUCGAGCCUAUUAGCGGACCAAGCGUCAUCAUCUGCACCAGUGGCACUGGGCGCAUCCGGAUUGGAGAUGCCAAAUGUGUCGAUGUAAAGCCGGGCUAUGUUUUCUUCGUCGGGGCCACAGCAGAAUGCGUGAUUGAGAAUACCGGGGAGGAAGGGAAAGACGUUCCAAUGAUUACCUUCAAGGCGUUUUGUGAGAUCGGUCCGUAGGAUCUGAUGAAGACGGAGGCGCUUGAGACCAAGGGUUUGACUAUGGUCUCCCAUGCGCUCCGAUGCUGGCUAUGACGUGAUGAUGAUUUUUUUCUUUAACGAUACAUCUAUCCUUAUAAUAACGAAUCUUGCACAGAACGAUGAAAAAGAAUGUACGCAGCUCUACUUAGAUUGCCAGACACGGCGAUAUACAA